Panicum hallii is the source of this 2404-nucleotide messenger RNA. Its product is annotated as L-type lectin-domain containing receptor kinase IX.1-like. Lineage: Eukaryota; Viridiplantae; Streptophyta; Magnoliopsida; Poales; Poaceae. Gene Ontology annotation, cellular component: plasma membrane. Gene Ontology annotation, biological process: protein phosphorylation. The record is from RefSeq and is a predicted model, not a curated record. The transcript has a single exon. Gene Ontology annotation, molecular function: protein kinase activity; ATP binding. The coding region runs from base 152 to 2227 and encodes 691 amino acids.
GUGUAUCUCUCUUCUUUGGCUCCUUGCCGUGUCAACAACAUUCGUCUGACUGGAUGAUUGUGCAGCAUAGACCUGCUGGUAUUUAUUGUACGGAACCAAACAGAACAGUCUGGUCUUCCAUGUCGUUCUCCAGUUGAUCCAGUAGCAGAACAUGCGCUUCCUCGUCGUUCUCCUCUUGAUUUCCGGUACAUCCGCCGCCGCCGGUAGCGAUGGCAGCGGCGGCUGCGACCGCCGGUGCGGUGGCACCGUCGUCCCCUACCCUUUCGGCUUCUCCGCCGGCUGCCCCGUCGUCCUGGCCUGCGACGCCUCCACCUCCACGGCCCUCCUCCCGCGUACCACCGCGGCGGCGCCGUACCCCGUCCUUUCGUUCCGCCGGCCCCCAUUCUCCACCUUCCUGGUGUCCGUGGCGCCCUCGUGCAAACGCAGCGUCGGCGAAGCCAGGGUGUCGCUCAGCGGCGCCGGCUACGGCGUCUCCAACCGCACCGGGCUCUUCCUCAGCGGCGGCUGCCGCACGUCGGGGGCCUCCAACUGCUCCGUCUCCCCGAGCCUCGCGGCGUCGCUGCUCCGCACGGCGGAGUGCGGCAACGACACCACCUGGGCGUGCGUGGCCGAGGUGCCGUCGUACAGCUCCCCGCCGGCGAGGGGCCAGGGGUGGUUCUUCAACUGGGAGCACGCGGAUGCUGCGGGGUGCAGGGACGUCCUGACGGCGACGGUGUACGGGGAGCCGACGGGGGCGUCCCUGUCCCUGGAUUUCGGUGUCGUGGAGAUGAACUGGUGGGUCAACGGGACGUGCGCGGACGCCGCCGCUGGCGCUGGCGCCGGCUGGUGCGCGGCGAACGCGGGGUGCGACGACGUGCUGGCGCCGAGUGGCGCGUGGGGCCACCAGUGCUACUGCUCGGAUGGGAUGUCCGGCGACGGGUUCGUCGCCGGCGAGGGGUGCCACUACGGUUCCCCCGCCCGCGGCAAGCUGUCGGCGGCGGCGAUCGCCGGCAUCGUCGUUUCUGCCGCUUCGUUUGCGUUCGCGCUCUCGAUUUGUUUCUGGCUCCGGCGGCGGAAACGGAUGAAGACGAAGACUGCCAAGCAAACACAGGUAAGAGUUGCGAGGCUUUUCCGCGGCAAACCAGUGGAAGACGACCUCGAGCUAGAUGAUGAGGUGGCCGGGCCCCAGCGGUUCUCCUACGACGAGCUCGCCGCAGCCACUGGAAACUUCUCCGACGACCGGAGGCUCGGGAGAGGAGGCUUCGGCUCCGUGUACAGCGGGGUCCUGGCCGACGGGAACCGCGACGUGGCCGUGAAGAGGGUGUCGGAGACCUCGCGGCAGGGCUGGAAGGAGUUCGCCUCCGAGGUGAGGAUCAUCAGCCGGCUCCGGCACCGCAACCUCGUGCAGCUCAUCGGCUGGUGCCACGGCGUCGGCGGCGACGUGCUUCUCCUCGUCUACGAACUGAUGCACAACGGCAGCCUCGACGCGCACCUCCACGACCCGGAACGCGUCCUGCCGUGGCCGGCCAGGUACGGCGUCGCGCUCGGCGUCGGCGCCGCGCUGCUGUACCUGCACGAGGACGCGGAGCGGCGCGUGGUGCACCGGGACGUGAAGCCGAGCAACGUGAUGCUGGACGCGUCGUUCACCGCCAAGCUCGGCGACUUCGGGCUCGCGCGGCUCAUCGACGACGGCCGCCGGUCGCACACGACGGGCUUCGCCGGCACGUGGGGGUACAUGGACCCGGAGAGCGUUCUCGCCGGGAGGGCGAGCGUGGAGUCCGACGUGUACAGCUUCGGCGUUCUCCUCCUCGAGAUCGCCUGCGGCCGGCGGCCGGCCGUGCCCGUGAGAGAGCAAGACGAGGACUUCAUCCACCUGGUGCGGUGGGUCUGGGGCGCGUACGGCGGCGGGAGCAUUCUCGACGCGGCCGACGCGCGGCUCGGCGGCGAGUUCGACGGGCGGGAGAUGGCGGGCGCGCUGCUCGUCGGGCUCUGGUGCGCGCACCCGGACCGCAGCCUGCGCCCCACCAUCAGGCAGGCCGUCAGCGUGCUGCGGUUCGAGGCGCCGCCGCCAAGCCUGCCCGCGAAGAUGCCGGUGGCGACGUACGGGGCGCCGGCCGAUCAUCCUGACACCACGACGUCGUCUGCGAUGUCCACGACAGUGAGCAGCGGCAUUGGGCAUUCCAGCACCACGCAGUCAUCAGCUGAGUCCAGUCUGAUGAAAUGGCAGGCGAACAAUACACCAGUAUGAUAAUUUGUGUUUCAGGUCAUCGCACAAGACUAGAUUCCUUUUUCCAGCUCUGAUAAUCGCUAUUUCUACUGUUCAUAGCCCAGUUACUGAAACUGCUACAAUUCCCAGUGCAUGUGUACAGCUGAACACCUCAAGUCAAAGAAUCAGGCAUUUGAUGGCCAGGUGUUUUUUUUUUUA